Molecule: messenger RNA, 5078 nt
Organism: Carya illinoinensis
Lineage: Eukaryota; Viridiplantae; Streptophyta; Magnoliopsida; Fagales; Juglandaceae
Product: increased DNA methylation 1-like
Exons: 9
Coding region: 223-4164 (1313 amino acids)
Biological process (GO): negative regulation of DNA-templated transcription
Molecular function (GO): transcription corepressor activity
Source: RefSeq, a predicted model, not a curated record
UGUGUAUAUGUAUGUACAGGGAUACAUAGACAUUAAAAACGUGAAGGCCAGGAUGGGAAAAUAUGGAAAAAUAAAUAAUAAUCAAGGUUUUGGUUUCUUCGACUGCCAUAACAAUCCAAACCUUCAUCUCUCUGCCUUCUUUCACCGGAGAGUGGCUUUACCGAUCGGACAUACCCAACGGUGAAUUUCCGGUGAAGGUACUAAGAUUCCUUCCGAAAAGAUAUGGAAGAGGGACUGAGAUCCGAUCGUCCUUCAGGGCUUGUGGUGAAGAAUAGGAGCUCAUCAGGUUGUUUAAUUGUUAGAAAGAAGAGUGUUGAUGGAGUGGGUGAGGUUGGUCCUGCUGGUUCUCGAAAGGUUUUCGAGUCGAAGAAGCAGAAGAAGAGGUUGAGUUUGGUUUUGAGCGAUUCGGGCUCGAGCGAUGAGCUUUUUCCAGUCCCUCGAAGAAGGGUUGGCCCUGAAACUAUAAGGGUCUGUAGCGGAUUAUCUGCUUUUGAAAAGGAUAUUGUAGAUGAGAGUGAAAUUGGUAGAAAGAGGGAUAGGUGGGACCAUAUAAGACAUUAUGAAGAGGGUAUGACUGGUAGGAAUGGUUUUGAUGAGAGCAAAAGUGAGAGAGGUAACUUGGACAUAUUUGAGUUUGAUGAGUAUGAUGGAUUUGGUGGAGAAAGAAUGCGGAGGAAGCGUUUCAAUGACAGUGGAAUCAAAGUUGGGGGAAGAAGGUUUUUGGCGUCAAUGGACAUGGCCCGGAGUGGAAUUGAUAGGGAAUAUGAAACUGGGUUGAGUACAGAUGGUGUUUACAAGAGAAAGAAUUUAUAUUGUGACCCGGCAAGUGGCUUGGAUUUAGGAGAUAGUGUUGAUAAUACUAGGGUUAAGAUGAAUAGGGAUGGAACUCAGCUACACCUCUCGCUUUUAAGAGAAAAAUUAGUGGGCCAUUCAGAUAAACCCAUUAGAGUUCAGGGCAAAAAUGGCGUUUUGAAGGUGAUGGUAAACAAGAAGAAGAGGUUUGGUGGGCCAUUGGAAGAUCUUGAUCACCACAUUGCUGAGGAAAGUAGAAAGGCUUCAAGGAUUGAAGAGAUUGCUAAGAGGAAUGCAGUGAUUCAUUCAUCAUCAUACACAGAGAAAAAACUUGAGAAACCAGGUUUAGUUUUCCGUCCAGAUAAAAGUCAAAUGGCUUUGCAGAAAUCGUUAUCAAGUAAGAAUAGUAAGGAUGGCGAAUGGGAUUCAGAGAACAGUGAUGCAUCAUUGAAGCUAAGAUUGAAAAAUGUGGAAGCUAAUAGUUCUAAAACAAGGAUAAUAAGUGAAGAAGAAAAGAUUUCUCCAUCAUUGAAGCUAAGAUCGAAGAAUGUGGAAGCUAAUAGUUCUAGAAAGAGGAUAAGAUGUGAAGAGGAAAAGACUCCUCCAUGUGAGAACCUCCCACAGGCUAUAAUCAAAGAAGGAAAAGCUAGGCGUGGUAGUGGCACAGAGAAGCAAAAGCUGCGUGAACGGAUUAGAGAGAUGCUUCUGAGUGCUGGCUGGACAAUAGAUUACAGGCCUAGGAGGAACAGAGACUAUCUAGAUGCUGUGUACAUUAACCCCUCGGGAACAGCAUACUGGUCAAUCAUCAAGGCCUAUGAUGCAUAUCAAAAGCAAUUGAAAGAUGUGGAUGGUGAGGCUAAACCCAGCGAGGACUGUUCUUCAUUUUCUCCCAUAUCAGAUGAGAUACUUAGCCAAUUAACUAGGAAAACUCGAAAGAAAAUUGAGAAAGAAAUGAAAAAGAAGCAGAGAGAUUGCAGUGACAGUGACAAUGCAACAGAAGCUGCUGAGAAAAGAUUUGCAAGUACCAAGCGUGAUGUGGAGAGCAUGGACAGUAUUAGUCAUGAAGAGAAACUAAGCUCCUUCAUAAAGCAGGGUGGUAAAUCAUUGAAGAAUAGAAUGACUGAAAAUGGUUCUGCCAGUGUCAACUCAAAAUCAAAAGGUCAGAAUGCUAAAUAUAUGCGUGAUGGCAUUGAAAAACCAUCCUCUGGAUCCAACCCUCGUAUGCCACAUGCAAGAAAAAGUAGAAAACUUGGCAGAUGUACCUUGUUGGUUCGUAGUUCUAACAAGGCGCAAAGCUCAGAAGCUGAUGGUUUUGUUCCAUAUAAUGGAAAACGGACACUGCUUUCGUGGCUGAUUGACUCUGGAACUGUGGGAUUAAGCCAAAAGGUGCAGUAUAUGAACCGCCGGCGGACUCGAGUAAUGUUGGAGGGUUGGAUUACACGAGAUGGCAUUCACUGUGGUUGCUGUAGUAAAAUCCUCACAGUUUCAAAGUUUGAGAUUCAUGCAGGGAGCAAAUUGCGCCAGCCAUUUCAACACAUAUAUCUGGACUCUGGGGUUUCUCUUUUGCAGUGCCAGAUAGAUGCAUGGAAUAGACAAGAAGAUUCUGAACACAUUGAUUUUCACUCUAUAGACACAGAUGGAGAUGAUCCAAACGAUGACACUUGUGGCAUCUGUGGAGAUGGUGGGGAUUUGAUCUGUUGUGAUGGGUGUCCAUCAACAUUUCAUCUGAGUUGCUUGGAUAUACGGAUGCUUCCACCUGGCGAUUGGCACUGUCCAAAUUGCACAUGCAAAUUUUGUGGGGUUGUUAGUGGGAGUGGUGCUCAAGGAGAUGCCUGCACUCUCCUCAAAUGCAGUGUGUGUGAGAAAAAAUAUCAUAAAUCAUGCAUGCUGGAGAUGGAUGCUAUUCAUGUUGAUUCUGCUAGUUUAGCCUCUUCUUUUUGUGAGCAAAAAUGUAAAGAGCUCUUUGAGCAUUUGCAGAAGUAUCGUGGUGUCAGACAUGAGAUGGAAGGAGGCUUUUCAUGGUCUCUUAUUCAUAGAACGGACAAAGACUCAGAUACAUCUCUUCGAGGGCUUCCUCAACGGGUGGAAUGCAAUUCUAAGCUGGCUGUUGCACAAACUGUUAUGGAUGAAUGCUUCUUGCCAAUUGUGGACAGGAGGAGUGGGAUUAAUUUAAUGCAUAAUGUUCUUUAUAACAGUGGAUCAAACUUCAAUCGGCUAAACUAUAGUGGCUUCUACACUGCUAUUUUGGAGAGGGGUGAUGAAAUAAUUUCUGCAGCAUCUAUCAGGUUCCAUGGGACCAAGUUAGCAGAGAUGCCCUUUAUUGGAACUCGGCAUGUAUAUAGGCGUCAAGGGAUGUGCCGUCGGCUUUUUGCUGCUAUUGAAUCAGCUCUCUGCUCUCUCAAGGUUGAGAAACUUAUUAUUCCUGCUAUUGCUGAACUCAUGCAUACAUGGACUGUGGUUUUUGGUUUCACUCCUCUCGAGGAAUCACUCAAGCAAGAAAUGAUAUCGAUGAAUAUGUUGGUCUUCCCGGGUACAGAUAUGUUACAGAAGCUGCUACUGGAGCAAGAGAUCAUUGAAGGGAAUGUGGCCUGCAAAACAAGUGCAAAGCAAAAGUUGUGCAAAAACGAGCUUUCUACAAAGUCUGAGGUGGAAAGUAAAUCUGAUAUGGAUUCUCCAGUGGGGCAUGAUUCUCGUGGGUGUAACAGUGCUGGGCAUGAUCCUCAUGGGUGUGACGAAGCUGGUUUGUGCUGUGCUAAUGAGAUAACUGAGGAAGGUGCAGUUACAGAUAAUAAAUCCGAUUUGCAUGCUGAUCCUCAUAGGUUUGACGGUGCUAGUCAUUGUUCUAAUGAAUUAACUGAUGAAGUUACAGCCCCUGACAAUAAAUCUGGUAUGGAUUUCACUGCUGCGCAUGAUCCACAUGGGUGUGAUGAUACUGGUUUGCCAUGUACCAAUGAGGUUAAUGAUGAUUUUGGAGCUGCAGAUUCUAGUUCUUUAGAUGCUUCAUAUGAAGUUAAUAUUCCUGUUUCAGUUCAGCUGACUACAUGUUUCAAUUCUUAUUUGGAGGACAAGCUAGCUCAAUCUGCAUCUGGCAAGAAGUUUAUGUACCGCUCCGAUAUGAUUCAUGAUGCACUUGAGCAGGGAAAUAAACUGGCAAUGGGUUGUCCUGUCGUAGAUGAUGGCCAAUCUUGGAAAGAGAAUGAUAUGGAUAAAGCCCGUGAAGUAAACAUUAACAUUGACUGUCUUGACCCUGUUCCAUCUUUAGCGGAAAUUUCUGCAGAGAACACCACCAAGGAGAUCAAUGAAAAUCUAGAUGUCUCUGAUUCUAGUCAAACCGAUCCUGCUGAGAGUUCCUUGCAAGUUAAAUCUGACUAAACUAUUUUAGUUGCAGGACUCCGAAAAAGCUGAUUGCAUGCAUCUGAUGACAAUUGUUUUACUGACGCACUCAAUGGGAAGACUUGUUAACGAGUGUCAUCUAUAAGGUUCCAGACUAACUUCUGUGCAUCUCAAGAUUAAGUUCUCUCAGAAAGUUUGGGCGUUGCCUUUUGAUGCAAGCGAUUUGAUUUUGUGCUCACAAAGUCGAUGGUGGUGUUGCCAGUUCAAGGAGGAUCCUUGGAGGUUUGAGGUGGCGUUUUGAAAUGCUCUGAGCACAUCAUCGAAAAGUACUCAUACUGCUUCACGGUGUAUAUACCUGACUCUGCUGCCAUAGAAGUGUGGAGUUUCUCACUCCAAAUAUACAGCAGAGUUUUGCUACUUAUCGUCACAUGACAUGGUUGUUAUGGAUGAUGUUCAAGUAGUUCUUCGUGGUUAUUGGCACCUUUGUUUCUAGUGCUGGCACCAUGUUCCUAAUAUAGGUCAGCCACAAUUAUCUUGCCCGGAUAAAUUUUGAUCUGCUACCUUGUGAGCAACAAGACAUGAUGCUCUUGAUGGUGCUUCGAAAGACUGAGUUCCCAAGAUGAAAGCCUCGAGUUCCCAAGUUGCAAGCCAACAUGUUGUAUAUGUUCAAGUUGGGGCUAGGAUCGUGAUCUGAAAUGAAGACGGGCUCUGCUAAUAUGAAUUUUUUUUUCCAGGCACUUAAAUGAGAAUGAGGAUAUCCUGCACAGCGUUUAACAUUCUUGAGAUCUUUAGAUUCAUUGGACGUUAAUGGUAUCUCUUUUGUAUGAUUGCCUUUUCCUCUGAGCUCUUCGAGUUGGAUCUAUCUGCUCUUGAUACACUGAUGAAUGGCCUAAUUAUCUCAAACUUAUAUACGAGACUUUAAGUAAAUAGAAACUUCACAUUCAUUUUCCGAA